Durusdinium trenchii is the source of this 1458-nucleotide messenger RNA. The record is from the annotation of a GenBank genome assembly. Lineage: Eukaryota; Dinophyceae; Suessiales; Symbiodiniaceae.
AAAGUUGUCAGUUCUGAGCCCAGACCUCUCAGAAUCUGCUUCCUGCACUAGAUUUGAUUUGUACUACAAAGUUGCCAGACCUCCCAGAUGGUACUUGGACUGCGUUUUUUUGUUCUUGGUUUGGUGUUGUCCCUUCCCACAGUGUUUUCCCUUCCUGCUUGCAUAGUUUAAGGCGUGGAGUGCCUGUUGCCUUCCAACAUGUUGCCACAUGUUCUUGGUGUUUUCGGUGUCCGCGUGGGUGCUUGUUGUUUGGCGUUUCGGUUGCCAGUGUCAUCAUGCCAUCAUGCCCCGCUGUGCGAAUCAGGCCUGGUGUUUGGGUAUUUUUCCUUGACAUCAAUAGCACCCAUGGAAAAGUAUCCAACGGCCACGUGGAUGUGUCCAGGAACCGGGAAAAUCCACCUCGACCCGAUCCCGAAGACCAAGAGCUUGUGUGACCCGUGUGACCCAAAAGGCUUCAAUAAAAACAUGUUUUUCAACAAAAACCACGCCAAGGCGGUUGAAGCACGGCGGUUGAUUGGGCGGGGAAGCUUUUUAUUGUUUUCUUGUGAAGAACGCACGCACAGCAAGACAUUGACAUUGCGACUUGAGGGUUGUCCCGUGGGGUUGCUUGGCAGGCAGUGGCGGCAGUUUCGGAAAAAGGGGCUUUUGGUUCCUACAUGGAUGGUUUUCGCUUCCAGCGUACAGGUGUUUUACGCUCCUGUAUUGGUGUUUUGUGUUCCCUGCGACGUUUUCCGUUUCUAUGUGUCGGUGUGUUCCCUUCCUGCAACAGUAGUUUCACUUCCUGAAUACAGGUGUUGGGUUCCUGGAAUGGUGCUUCGGGUUCCUGCCGGUGUUUUGUGUUCCGGCUUUUGCUUUAUGUUCCCGGAGGGGAGCGUGGGAUCCAGCAAGGAAAUGCUAAGCAGGCAUGCGCAGCGGGAGCCUUGGACCGAACAAGGGGUAACCAAAUAUGGAAAAGAAAUGCGGGAAAAGUGCAUUUUGUGCAAUGGAACAAUGACAAACACCAAUCCACCUCUCGGAACAGAAGAGACAAUGCACAACAGAUUGUGUUCUAGCGCAUUUUUUGUUUGCUGGCAGAGGCGCUGCGCCCUCCCCCUCCAGCUUUUUUUGGGGUGAACCAUAACGUGGAAAUCUGCUUGUGUUGCACUGGCGCAAGCUUCUCCAGGCUUCUUUAGGCCUACGCCCGCAAGCUGCCGACGACCUCUCAGGAAAUCUGCUAAAACGCGACAAAGGCCAUCGACUUGGGGCAUCCAUCGAUCGAGGGCAUAUUCCCGGCCAAUGCCACGCACAACCAUUGGUCUUUGCGUGAAGACUUGGUGAAGCCCAUGAACACAUUUCUUGACAAACAUGUGGAGGGCUGGCACGAGCAGGCCAACUGGCUAACAGGGGACGGAGUCUCCUUCCGAUGCUUCUGAGCGAGAAGCUCCUCUGAUCAAAAGAAACCUAGCAGCGAUGGCCUCC